Messenger RNA from Marmota flaviventris (yellow-bellied marmot), 4234 nucleotides. RefSeq names its product KIAA1614 ortholog. Gene Ontology annotation, biological process: establishment or maintenance of cell polarity; regulation of cellular localization; centrosome cycle. Gene Ontology annotation, molecular function: protein binding. Gene Ontology annotation, cellular component: apical plasma membrane; cell cortex; nucleus. Lineage: Eukaryota; Metazoa; Chordata; Mammalia; Rodentia; Sciuridae. The record is from RefSeq and is a predicted model, not a curated record.
AUGGAGGGGAUGGAGGCGGCGGCGGCCAGACCUGCCAGCGGCAGCCCUCAAGGGUCCAACACAGGAAGCAGAAUAGCCACCGCCAUGCAGGUGACCUCGGCUGUGGAGAGAAAUGGUCCUGAGCCACAACCAGACAAUGGACCUCUCCUGAGACCCUGGCCUAACUCUCGGGAAGACAGAACACCCAGCCUGAUGGCCCUCAAGCCUCCCAGCACAUGGAGGGUGCGGGUCCAAGGCCCCUCUGUGCUGGAGUCCAAGGUGAGGGCUUUGAAGGAGAAGAUGACAGCAAGUAAACAAGGGGCCAGCUCCUGCCCCACCUCCCACGAGCAGUCAUCCCCCCAAAAACCCAAAUGCCGACGAGUCAAAGCUGGAGGGAUUCAGGCCCCACCAGAGGGCUGUUCCCUACCAGAGGGCAUGGUGGCCUCCCAUGCUCAGAACCCAUCCAAUGAGCCCCUGGACAGCAGUGUCAAUGAGGGGGAACCUUCCAGAAAUGGGGGCUCCAGGCCUCCCUGGUCACCUGCCCUUAGGCUGGAGUGCUGGAAUGGGCAGAGCCCGUGGUCUCCAGAAGCAACAUGGAUGUUGCCUGAUGGUGAGAAGGGUCUGCCACCAGAGCCUGGCUCUUUGCAAGAGAGCCUCUCCCAUGGAAUUACUCCUGGACGCCUGGGGGGGCCUGGUCCUUGGAAAGUCACCCACAUGCCCAGCCUGAAGAAAGGAAGGCCAUGUGCCCUUCAAGAUGGUCUGGUUGAAGUGAGAGACUUGGACAGCACUCCUCUGACCUCUGAGGAGAACUUUGUCCCCAGAGCAGCCCUGCUGCCAGGGCUCUGGAGACCUGGAGACCUGGAGGCUCUGGGCACUGGGGGCAGUGUCUUGUCCCUGUCUGACCAAGUGGAAAGGAAUCGCCUGCUGCUGCAGGAGAUGCUGAAGGUCUCAGGACAGAGCCCUCCCAAGGUGGAGACUCCAGCCUGGACUCCAUCCUGGGAUACAGCUGCACCAGAACGACCCUCAGGGGACGUGGACCGGGACUCGGGCAUCUCUCUGCAGGACUCAGACCAGAACAGGACCUUUGGUCCCAAGCCGGAGCCCAUGCUGAGCGCCAAGCAUGAGGAAGCCAAACAUCUGCUGCAUCGUGCCCGCAUGAAGGCCAGGACCCAGCCCCUCCGUGCCAACCAUGACAUCGUGCCCACCAUUGCUCAGGGCAGCCGAGAUGGCCAGAGAGGCCCAGCCCCGGACCCCAGGAUGACCUUUGCCUGCAGAGAUAGUCUCCAGAAUGGGAACGUGAGUGACUCCUCCAGUGGGGAGUCCAGCAGUGGGCAGUGGCCUAAGCAGGGCACGGCCCCUUCGCAUGUUCGCUUUCAAGACGAGACUGCCCGUGAGGCUGAGUCCCGCUACCUGGAGCGGCUGCAGCAGCGCCAGCGCCAGGUGCUGAGCACAGUGCUACCGGCCUCGGGCCAGGGGCCACUGCGCUCCAAGCCCCAUGUCACCCACUACAUUAACCGGGACAUGGGCGAGGGCACGUUCCCCAGGCCCCUGGGUGGCCUAGACCGCAGGGGCCUCCUGGCACCCCCAGCGCCAUGGGGCAGCGAGGGGAAGUGCAGAGCCUGUGGCCACUGUCUUCAGGACGGACGCCCUGCUGAGGGGAAGGUGCCUCCCAGCCCUGGGGUCGCCCAGGGACUCCAGGCUGCCUGUGGAGUGGAGGGGGUGAUGCCGGAGCCCCAAACCUCCUGUGGCCCCAGCUCCCCAUUCCAGCUCUUCCCUGCUGAGCCAGGGCUCCACUCAGAAUGGGUCCGGGAAACACACAUUGGAGACACCACCACGUGCCCUGAGGAGGGGGACUCUGCCCUGGACAGCACGGACACCUCAGACAGCUGCCGGACAGACAGUGAGGAACCUGGGACCUCUCAGCCCAGAAGGACAGGCGGGCGGCCCCGAGGCAGCAGCCUCCGACAGCGAGGCUCCAGGCCUCAAGGAGGCCAAAGGCGGUCCAAGAAAGCUGAGAUGGAGUCGUCCUGGGCCCCUGAGGCCCAGGAUGGGGUUCAUGAUGUGGAGGAGGGAGAUGAGGUGAAGGAAGGCAGGGGACAUACACCUGAUGGGACUCUGUUUCUAAGAGAAGAUGCUGUCCCUAAGCCUUCUGCCCUGGAAUCUGAGAGGUCUUCCCUUGGGUCCGAGAAACAACCUGAACAAGAACUGAAAAGUCACUGGGACCCUGUGGACUCCUGGGCUCCUUGCAGGACAGCCUAUGUCACAACAUCCUCCACAAAGCUUGGGCCCUCGGGGCCAGGCAGACCAGACCAAGUUAUAGAAGGCCACGAGUCUCCCGAAAUUGUCUGCACUUCCUCCCUGCAACAGAGCCAUGCAGAGCCCCCUGCUCACCGCCCAGCCUGGCAGCCAGCGGCUUCUCUCUCCCCUGAAGGCUGGCUGCCAACACCUCCCACUUCAAGGAAAACCACCUCCCCUGUGCCUCACAGGAAGGCAGCGCUGGCUCGGCCCUGCAGUCCCCAAGUCAGGCACCCACUGUUGGCCCUGUCCACCAACAACUGCAACAACUGUUCGCCCCUGGGGCUGCAGGAGCCCUGGGGAGCAGCCAUCCACAACGGCAGGGCAGACAGGGGUCCCUGUGGCCAGGAGCUGGACCUACCCCUGGAGGGCAGCGGAGACGGAGGAUUCCAGGGCUCUCUCAGCUUGGCAGACACCGUUGUCAACUCCAUGGGCAUUACCCUCUCCCUGGCCUCAGAGGAGCUGGAGUCCAGCCAGGACCUGGAAGAAGGUCUGCAGAGGACAGAGUCCAGUUCUGGAGGGCACAUGCCACCUGGAGCCUCACCAGAGGCCAAUGCAGGGCCCAGGGUGCCCCCAGCUACUGCUUCUGAAGCCAACAAGAAAAGGAGCAGCGGCCUGGCCUCCGCCCUGGGGCUGAAGAAGCUCCUCUCGGUCCUCGGCCAGACUUCCCGGCCCAAGUUGAGCAAGUCCCGUAGCUACAGUGUGGAGCAGCUGCAGCCCGCUGUGCCUAGCCCAGCUUCACACACCAGCACCUCCAAAGUGAAGAGAGCCCCGUCCUUACAGUCCCUGCAUCUGGUGUCACCCUCCCACCAACAUCGGAAAGCUUCCUCCUUUCAGAACCUCCAUUCUCUGCUGAGCGGCAAGGGGGACCGGUCCAGCCUGUACCUGGUAGAGGGGCCAGGAGAUUCUAGUGCACGAGGCAGGCUGGCCAAGGCCCCUCCCCGGCGGGCCCUCAGUGUGGAAGAUGUGGGUGCCCCCAGCCUGCCUCGCACCGUGGGCCGCGUGGUGGAGGUGUUCCCAGAUGGCACGAGCCAGCUGCAGCUGCAGCGCUCCUCAGAGGGCACUUUUGGCUUCUGUGUAGCCUCUGGGAAUGGGCGCCGGGACUCAGGGCUCUACGUGCAGGAGAUGGCUGACCUGGACACUGCCAAGCUGUACUCAGGGCUGCUCGGGGUGGGGGACGAGAUCCUUGAGGUGAAUGGGGCCAAGGUUGCUGGGCUGGGCCUGGCUCACGUCCAGGAGCUUCUGGCCCACUCAGAGAGUUUGUCACUACGUGUCCUGCGGCAGAGGCCUAUCCCACGGUGACCCAGAAGUGCAGCUGGAAGCUCUGAACUGCCCCGGGAUUGAAUGGCUGGAAUGCACUGAAGAGAUACUCUGUGGACCGUUUUAAACCACAGAUGAUGGUGACAUGUAGCCCCUCGGGCUAUGGCAGGGCUUCUGUGAUUGACUCCCCUAGGGCCAGAAAUCUGUGGGAGAUCAUUAAUUUAUGCAGAACUGGGGAAAGAAAAUCCUGAUGUCCUUUUUUGCUCGAGGUGAUGGCAACAUUGACUUGCCCCAUGUUGGGGCAUAUUGGAGAGAUUCCAUGGGUCCUUUAUUGGCCCUUGAGAACUGGUCCCAUUCCCCUUCAAAGGUGCCCCUAGUCCCCAACACUGCAGAACCAAAGAUGGAGGCCAUAUCAGCCGUCUCUCCUGGCUCCCACUCACCACCUUUGCUCCUCAUCCAGAAAGGGACACAGCAUCCUGGAGUAAUAGCCAGCCAGCCAGCAGAUACCCCAAGCCAAACCUCCAAACCUGUGGCCUGAUGAAGUACUCCACCCCCGUCAGGAUGUGAGAGUAUUUGGAAGAUGUUAUCUGGUACCCAGAACCUUAAGAAUUUCUAGGAAUUUUUUUUUUUUAAUGAUAUAUAAGGGGAUAUGUAGGGGGAAAAGUAAAAUCAAGGCCAAGUUCAGGGAAGUACAGCUGAG